Messenger RNA from Ambispora leptoticha, 617 nucleotides. NCBI's taxonomy places the organism in Eukaryota, Fungi, Glomeromycota, Glomeromycetes, Archaeosporales, Ambisporaceae. The record is from the annotation of a GenBank genome assembly.
GUGCUGGGCUUACAGUGUCAUUUGUUGCGACGCCAAUUGAACACAUCAAGGCACGACUACAAGUACAAUAUGACGCAUCAACAAAGAUUUAUAACGGACCUAUUGAUUGCGCUCUUAAAUUAUACCGAAACAAUGGUAUUUUUGGCCUAUGGAAAGGUCUCGCGGAAACAUUGCUAUUUAGGAGUUGGUUUGCAGUAUUUUGGGCUUCAUACGAUAUCUACUCCACCUGGUUGAGAAAACUGAAAAUUAACGAGGGAGCUGUUAAUUUUUUUGCUGGGGGGUUUGGCGCCACGACUUUUUGGUGUUUUGCAUUCCCGUUCGACGUGGUAAAAAAUCGAAUGAUGACACAGCCGGACACCAAGCCGCCCCGUUUCUCAAAUAUGAUUAGUUGUGCUAGACAUUUGUAUCAAACAGAGGGUUAUUCCGGAUUCUAUCGCGGCUUUACACCAUGUCUAUUACGCUCAUUUCCCACAAACGCAUCCGCGCUUUUCGCUUUUGAAACAACAAUGCGAUUUUUGAAAAGCGCACCAGCUAUUCCAACGCCGAAAGAAACUGUGAUGUCCCUAAUGAGGAUUCUUCGAAGUUUUCCUGUGAUGGGAGCAAUUGCCAUUUUUUGA